AUGCGAGUAUCACGACCUUCCUUCAACCCCGGACGAACGAAAAACCUCCUUCAUGGGGUACAAGGGUUCAUCAUCUUUCUCGCAUGGGCUUUGACCAUUGCUGUUUUCACAAAGGGUGAUGGGAUCGAUGGGCGGUCAGCCUGGUACUGGGCCUUGUGUUGGCUCAGUAUCCCAGGUUUGAUUUACCUCGUCGCAGUGCCGAUGUGGCCCCGCGCUCGACGAUUCGGAAACGUCUAUGCUUUCGCUACGGUCGACUGUUUGUACGCCGUUCUGUGGUUCUCUGCGUGGAUUUGCGUCGCAAGUUAUGUCGCGCAGGGAAAGGCCGAGGGCAAGAGCACCAGUGACAGCGAUAAGAAUAAAGAUGACAAGAAGAGUGGCUGCGACGCCUGGAAGUACGGAAGCGCCAGCAAAUGCAAGAUUAGUACGGCAACUGUGAUUCUGGGAGUGGUGAUCUUCCUUCUGUUUGUUGCGACCGCUUGGAUGUCCUUCCGCAAUGUCAUGCAUUUUCGCCGAACUGGUACCCUUCCCGAUGCUGUUUCCGAUCCUACAUUCGCUGCACAGAGCAAGGCGGCUUUCUCCUCGAACCCUGCGCAUGACUUUGAAGAAGAGGAGGAUGAUUUCCGCUCUGGACGUGCUGGAAUGGGCGCUUCUGUUCGUAACGACCAGGACGAGGAUUAUGCCCUGCUGCAUCAAAGCGAGGUAGACGACCUCGGAAAUGGCAACGGACGAACUGCCAUGCAUGGUGCCUAUGAUCCCACUGCUACUACCGGAUCAGGGAGUGUGCUUCAUGACUACACCACCAGUUACGGCGGCGCGCACGGGCAACACUAUGCACAACCGUCUGAAUACGGUUCUACCCUGAGUGGCUAUGGUCGUUAA
Molecule: messenger RNA, 879 nt
Organism: Aspergillus lentulus
Lineage: Eukaryota; Fungi; Ascomycota; Eurotiomycetes; Eurotiales; Aspergillaceae
Source: RefSeq, a predicted model, not a curated record